Messenger RNA from Mya arenaria, 1428 nucleotides. RefSeq lists its product as uncharacterized. Gene Ontology annotation, cellular component: cell-cell junction. The record is from RefSeq and is a predicted model, not a curated record. NCBI's taxonomy places the organism in Eukaryota, Metazoa, Mollusca, Bivalvia, Myida, Myidae. The transcript is spliced from 6 exons. The coding region runs from base 1 to 1428 and encodes 475 amino acids. Gene Ontology annotation, biological process: cell-cell adhesion. Gene Ontology annotation, molecular function: cell adhesion molecule binding.
AUGACUGAUGACUCCUACCUUGAGCUGGUUCAUACAUGCUUCAAUGGCUAUGGUCAUUUCUUCAAUUCUAUCACUGCCUUUGGUGAUUUGAUAUUUACAUCCGACAAACAGUAUGCACAACUACAUGGUACUAUAACGCUCACCUGCAACACAAGUGAAAGCGUUUCAGCGGUUGAGUUUCAGAGAGAUGUAUACCAUUUGGGAAUAUGCUAUAUAGAAGUGGGAUGUUCGACAUCAAAUGAAAGAAAAUUUAGUUUGAAAAUCAAUCAGCCUGUUGGAUACAACAUAUACACCUUAACGAUAAACAAUUUUGAAGUGAACGAUACAGGCUUAUAUCGAUGUCUCGAUGUCGAUACCUUUUGGCCGGACUCUACAAUACAUAUUACUCAUGCAGUGGACAUUAAGUCAGUGACACUAACUCCAAAGACUGACCUUAUAUCGGUAAUUGAAAAUGUCCCACAGAUUUUCCGGUGCGUUACGUCAACGUGUCGUCCGGUGGCCACAAUAUCGUGGUAUCUGGGUUCCACGCAAAUCACAUCUGGCAAUGAGUCCAAUUCUUUACAAGACGUCACUACUAGUACACUAAACUACACCUUCCAGAAAAGACACCAGAACAAGCGAAUCCUCUGUCGAGGAAGUAAUGGUGGUCAAUUACUCACAUCUGAUAAUCAACCAAGACUUAACGUUCUUUAUGGACCAAGUAAACCCGUUUGCAGAUUUGGUGGAUCAGCCUUGUCCUCUGUUGUAACACUAAGAGAAGACUCAGAGUUUCGCCUUAACUGCACCAGCGACGGAAAUCCGUUGCCAAGCUUUUCAUGGAUACAUCCUGGAGGCGGACAAUCUACUCGCCUCAUCAUAAACAGCAUUAAAAGAACGCACUCUGGAAGAUAUAGGAUAAUAGCAGAGAACAGAUUGAUUCCACUAGAGCAACAGUCCGUUUACCUCAGACAGGAUAUGCAUCUCACAGUGGAUGUGCAGUUAUCUGGACAAGAUCUACGCAUUUUCGUUCAAAAUGCAGCAACUAUAAACUUUACCAUGGAAAACAGCAUGCAGUUCACAAUUGGAAACUCUACGCAAGGAAGACGUGUGUCGCCAUUUGAAGUCAAAGUUCUUUUUCCUCCCGUGGUUAAGCCGCUGACGAACGUUACAGUAAUCGAAGAAGGCACAGUUUCUGUGGUUUGUGAAAUAACUGCUGGUGUUCCGAGCAAGAACGACUUUCAAUGGGAAAGAAUGUCUGAUAGUUCCAAAGUCUCCAUGGAGCAGACUCUUAUUUUCGCCAACAUUAAUCGAAAACAGACUGGAUACUACAAAUGUACAGCUUCGAACAACAUGGAACCCACAGGACAUGACGCAGUCGUUGGCGCCAGUAGCAAUACAGUUUACGUUGAUGUACAAUGCAAGUCCAAUACUGAAAUCAGUCUAAUUUGA